Molecule: messenger RNA, 2139 nt
Organism: Penicillium lagena
Lineage: Eukaryota; Fungi; Ascomycota; Eurotiomycetes; Eurotiales; Aspergillaceae
Product: potassium channel family protein
Exons: 3
Coding region: 1-2139 (712 amino acids)
Biological process (GO): stabilization of membrane potential; potassium ion transmembrane transport
Cellular component (GO): membrane
Molecular function (GO): potassium ion leak channel activity
Source: RefSeq, a predicted model, not a curated record
AUGCAGAAGGGACAUGUCGCGACGCCCUCCGCGGCGGAGGAGCGCCCGUCGGUAUGGGAACGAUUCCAGAGUUGCUUCCACAUGAGGCCGCCAGACGACGACGAGCCUCAGUCGUGGUGGAUCGCGUCGACUGCUAUCCCUUUGGCGGCAGCCGCCGCCGGCCCGCUAGCGAACGUCAUGUCCAUCGUCGCCCUAGUGAUGCCUUGGAGAAGUGAGAUUAUCUCUUAUAAGGAAGGGCCUGCAGGGAAUGCGAUCCAGCAGGGCUAUCCGGAUCCUCACUGGGUCACCGCAUCGAAUGCCAUUUCGGUCGUUUGUGGUGUUGUGGGCAACGUGUUUCUUCUCUUUAACUUCACUCAGUCUAUUCGUUAUAUUAUCGCAUUGCCGGUCUCAAUCGUUCUAUGGUUUCUGGCGACGGGAAUUUUGGUCGGACUUACGACUGCCGUCUCUAUAUAUGCCCCACCACUUGGGCCUAAUGAUGUCUACUCACAGGCGUAUUGGAGCGCCGUCAUCGCCGCAUGUCUCUACUUUAUACUGGCUAUCAUGUUGAUGAUCAACAUGUUGGGAUAUUUCUUGGGCCGAUACCCACAACAUUUCGCUCUCACAGACGACCAGCGCACCCUGAUUCUGCAGAUGACUGCGUUCGUAAUGUGGCUGUUGAUUGGUGCCGCCAUCUUCCAACGCGUCUUGGGAAUAUCAUUCGCGGAUGCUCUAUACUUCUGCGAUAUUACCGUUUUGACACUUGGGUUUGGUGACGUGGUUGCCACAACCGCGGUUGGAAGAGGUCUGGUCUGGCCGUACGCGGUGAUCGGGGUCAUCACGUUGGGUUUGGUCGUCAGCAGUAUCCAUCGGUUCGCCAGUGAGGUCCACUACGACAACGUCAUCCGGAAACAUAUCGAGCACAAACGACAGUCGACCUUUGAGCGCUCAGUUACAUUUUCAGUAAUUGAGGCCGCAGAGCGUGAUCCCAAUGUCCACCUAAAAGAUGUCCUGCCGCCCGCACUUAUCCGAGACGGGUCGGAUAGCACGUCUCAUCAAACCAAAGAUGUUCCGAUUCGCGAUACUAUCAGUGCACUGGCAACAGGCCGCCGCCCCAAGCUUCUGGUCAUGCGCGAGGAGAAGGAUCGAUUCGACGCUAUGCGCGCAAUCCAGUACGAGACCAUGCGUUUCCGCCGGUGGAGUGACCUGCUUCUUAGUAUCAUCGUGUUCGCCAUCGUGUGGACGUGUGGUGCCGUGGUAUUCUGGUGUUUAGAGGACGAUCUGACCUAUUUUGAGGGGCUUUAUUUCUGCUUCUGCUCCCUGCUGACAAUUGGAUACGGUGAUAUCACGCCAAAGUCGAAUGCCGGGCGGCCGUUUUUCGUCAUGUGGUCGCUCAUCGCCAUCCCGACUAUGACUAUGCUCAUCUCCAAAAUGAGCGACACGGUUGUGGCAAGCUUCAAGCAUGGCACUGAAAAGAUUGGAGACUGGCUUGUUCUUCCGCAGUCGGGCAAAUACAAGAUUUUUUUGGGGCACUUUCCGUGUAUCCUGGGGUUCAUGGAGAAGCAUGAAGAGAAAAAGCGCGUGCAGCGGGGAUUCCAGGUGGGCGCGGACGCCGACACUAACGAAGAUGAGGAUGCCGAGAUGGGAAACCAGUCCACUUCGACGCCCGACCCCAACCAUCCAAAACGGACCAUUGAGGAACUAGCAGAGGCCAAGCCAUCGUCCUUCGAGUUAGCCCAGCAACUCGCCUUCGCCAUCCGGCGGACAACCAAAGAUGCGACCGACGGAGAGCGCAAACGGUACAGCUACGAGGAAUGGGUCGAGUUCACCCGACUGAUCCAGUUCACGGAUCCGCGUAUCCGGCCGCCUUCUUCUUCGUCAACAGAGAGUCGACAGAUCCCUGGAGCAGACGGCGGUCCCAUAGAAGAGGAAGAAGAUGAGUUCGGCGUAUUCAACUGGGACUGGAUCGGUGAGAACAGUCCCAUGCUGGCGAAGCAGACGGAGCCCGAGUGGGUUCUAGAUCGCCUGUGCGAGAGUCUUAUUCGAUAUGUGUCAACGCAGGAGACGAAACGUGCUGCGCGCCACGGGAAAGACGCAGACGAGGCUGAGGAGCCUACCUUGAAGAAAGAAAGUGAUCUUGGUUUGGUCGAAGACGAUAGCUGA